UUGUCAGUCGCAGUCGGAAGCGCGACGCGCACCGCAAAAGAUCUAAGCGUCGGGAAGCGCCAAAAAGCGGGAAAACAAUCUAAAUAACAAAUAAAAAUAUCAACAAUUUGAAUAAUAGUGACAAUUGUUUCAAAUUAUCCAAGAAUUAUUAAAAAACACAUUUAUUCUAAGAAAAUUCGAAUCAAUUUUCAAAAAUCACUAAAAAUUGAAUAAACUUUGUUUUCACCAGUAAAAACUUUUAUAAACUCUUGCAAAUAACUUUAAAAGUAAUAAUACAUAAGUGACAGUUGUUUAUAAUAAGUUUUUCUUGCAAAAAGCAACGAAAUACGUAAAUUUUGUAUGUUUUUCCUCAAAUUCUCAACAAAAAUGAAGAAAACUUUGACUAAAACUUGAUACAAAUAAACUUUAUGAACACAUAUUAGUUUAUUAAUACAUUAACGAAGAAUAUUAAUAUUAAAAUAGUGAAAAUGUGGAUUAUUUGUGUGGUUAUCACGUGCUUUCUGGCGGUUUUGCCGGGCAAAAGUGUUGGAAUUCUGAACGGCGGCACAGUUUACGGAGGUGGCGCCAUCAUCGACAGCGGAGUGACAGGCGGGGGCGGAGUCUCCGCACCGAGAUUCAUCUCCAGAGGCAAUACUUUCCGCGCUGUGGCUGGUGACAGUGUUACACUGCCUUGCGAAGUCCAAAAUCUUGGUUCAUUUGUGAUUGUCUGGAGAAGAGGUGCUGCCCUCUUGAGUGCAGGCCAACAAAUGAUCUCACGUGACACACGAUUAUCACUAAGCGGAUAUAAUCUACAGAUUAGAGACAUUCAACAUUCCGAUCAGGGUGAUUACACGUGUCAAAUCGGUGAUGGAUCCCCCGGGGACUUGAUACAUACCAUCGAGAUAUUAAUGCCACCCAGUAUACAAAUGGUCCCGGCGAAUGGUCAAACCACUACCCGCAAAGGGGGACCUGUGUCUUUCGAAUGCAGGACUACUGGUAAUCCUAAUCCUGUUGUACAAUGGUCAAAAAGGGAUGGUGUGUUACCAACUGGGAUGCAAGUCCAAAGCGGGUAUCUAUUAUCCCUCUCAGAUGUACAGCGUCAACAUGCAGGGGUUUACCAAUGUACAGCUUCCAAUGGGAUUGGACAACCUGUCACAGCAGAAAUAGAACUUCAUGUCCUCUAUCCACCGGAAGUCAAUGUUUUACGUUCAUGGGUCAACGCUGGUGAAGGUCUGGAAGCACGUCUUGAUUGUGUGGUCCAUGCUGACCCUCCUGCAGAGGUCACAUGGUACCAGAACUCAUUCCUUCUACAACCUACAGAUCGUAGGGUUAUGUCCCAUCAAGGACAAACGCAUACAUUGAAUAUACGUAACAUACAAUUAUCUGAUUUUGGUAACUACAGCUGUGUUGUGGUUAAUAGCAUCGGAAAGGAAAAGAAAUUCAUUGAGUUAUCCGGAAAACUGGGUCCUCCUGCUAUCACAAGCUCGCAGUAUUCUAUGCCGCAUGAAUAUAACCUUACUUGGAAUGUGCAGAGUGUGUUUCCUAUCAUGGAGGUUAGGAUAUUAUAUAGGAUGAUACAGAUUAAUUCUACUUACCACCACCCUGGUCAAUGGCAUGAUUUACUAGUACGUCCACAUCAGUCUUUCAACCCCUCAACAUCUGAGCGUUCGCAAAGUUAUCAACUGCGUAAUCUACAAGCAGAGUCUGUGUAUGAAUGUCUGGUGCAGACGAAGAACCAACAUGGUUUCGGGGAGUUGUCUGACUUGCAUCAGUGGUUCACUUCUCAGAAGGGUAGGCCCUUUGUGUCGGCCAAUACCGCGUCCUCUUUUAAUAUUAAAAAUAAUUUGAUUGGUGUUAUUUUAAGCUGUGUUUUAUUGAUUUUUAUCCAUGGCACAUAAUAUUUUAUUUAAGUAUUUAACUGUAUGUAUUUUUAUAUAUUUUAAUAUACCCUGUAUAUUAUGUUUUUGAGCACAUGAUGAUUGUAUGAUUCGAUUGAUGAGUUAAUGUGAAAUGAAAUGAAAUGAAAUUCAAGUCUGCCUUUGAUAAGAAUAAAUAAUUAUUAAACUAUA
Messenger RNA from Dalotia coriaria, 2048 nucleotides. RefSeq names its product lachesin-like. Bases 468 to 1877 code for a protein of 469 amino acids. The record is from RefSeq and is a predicted model, not a curated record. The transcript has 7 exons. Lineage: Eukaryota; Metazoa; Arthropoda; Insecta; Coleoptera; Staphylinidae. Gene Ontology annotation, molecular function: protein binding; axon guidance receptor activity. Gene Ontology annotation, biological process: synapse organization; homophilic cell-cell adhesion. Gene Ontology annotation, cellular component: axon; neuronal cell body; plasma membrane.